AUGGCCGGCCACCGGAACAAGGUCUCCUGGUCCUCCGGCCUCUGCGGCUGCUUCGACGACCUCGGCGGCUGCUUCCUGACACUCUUCUGCCCGUGCAUCGCCUUCGGGAGGAUCGCCGAGAUCGUCGACAAGGGGGCCAUAUCAUGCUGUGCGAGUGGGACGAUGCACGUGCUGCAGGGCUUGGGGACGUCCGCGAUAGGCUCCAUCCUCUACCACUACUGCUACCGCGCCAGACUGCGGGCAGAGCACGGGCUGGAGGAGAAGCCAUGCGCCGACUGCUGUGUCUACACCUUCUGCGGGUAUUGUGCCCUCUGCCAGGAGUAUCGCGAGCUCAAGAGUCGUGGCUUCGACAUGCAGGCGGGAUGGCAUGCCAACAUGGAGAGGAUGGGGAAGACCGUCGCGCCCCAGAUGAACCAGGGGAUGACUCGUUAG
Molecule: messenger RNA, 432 nt
Organism: Triticum turgidum subsp. durum (durum wheat)
Lineage: Eukaryota; Viridiplantae; Streptophyta; Magnoliopsida; Poales; Poaceae
Source: the annotation of a GenBank genome assembly